This is a messenger RNA of Acanthopagrus latus (yellowfin seabream), 3022 nucleotides long. It is a transcript of the gene nlrc3l1, whose product is annotated as NLR family, CARD domain containing 3-like 1. The record is from RefSeq and is a predicted model, not a curated record. The coding region runs from base 34 to 2511 and encodes 825 amino acids. The transcript is spliced from 8 exons. NCBI's taxonomy places the organism in Eukaryota, Metazoa, Chordata, Actinopteri, Spariformes, Sparidae.
UUUCAUUCGCGAUAAUUCAAAACCUCUGCCUGCAUGUUGUCCCUCAUCCGGCCUGUAGGGGGCAGCAUCUGCUUUAUGACGUAUUUCCGCCCCCGCGGUUUGUCACGAGAGAAGAAGAAACUUUGGCUCCUGAACCGAAGAAGUGAAACGAAGGUACAGACAGUCCGGAAACCAACCCGGGAAACAAAAAAGUUUGCUUGUCAUGUCAUCAAGAUGGCUGCCAAUCUGAACAAUACGAUGGACGACACUGAUCUAGAGAUGGCCACGCCAGCAGGCAGCUCUUCCUUUGGGGAGGCAGUGUCUGGUAGAGGACAGAGUGCGUCUGGUGAAGAAGAGGAUGACGAGCUCUACUACAUCCCUGAAAGAAGACCCUCUCUGGACUUGGGACCGAGUCCGAUGGAUACGAGCCAGUGGCAUUAUGUGGAUCAGGCCUCGCUUCCAGCUCUGGGCUACUGGUCAAUGACAAGUGAGGAGAGCUCAGACGACAUCACUGACAAAGAUGGAUCCUCCACGAGGGUCCAGCUGGACAGAGCCGAUUCAUUCUCUAGCUGCUACUCCAUGGACAGUGACGACUGUGAAAAGAGAAUCCCUAAGGUUAAAAACAAAGAUGAUACCCCUGUAGAGCCUUCUGACACUCCUGAGUUAAUCCGUGACCCAAAUGAGAAACGACAUCCUUCUAUGACUGUGAAAUUCACAUUUAAGGCUAUUUGUACAACCCUUGGGAAGCUGUCAGAGGGAGAUAUUAGAACAUUCAAGAGGAUGCUGUGGAAGCGUUACCCGCAGUCAUUCAACAUUCCUCCACAAGGCAUGGACAUGGUGGACCUUGUGGACCGGCUGCUUGAGUGCUAUGACCUGGAGGUGUCCAUGCAGAUCACCAAAACACUUCUUGAAGCAAUUGGCCAGAAGAAGCUGGUUAGGUUCCUCGAGACUUUGUGCCUCAGAAAUGAAGUACGUCACGAUUUAUGCGUGACCCUGAAGAGUAAAUUCGGCGAAGUAUGUGAGGGUUCACAGGGAGAGAAGAGACCCCUUGAUGACGUCUUCACUGAUCUCCACAUAACCACAACAUGUGAUAAUGGCCCAAAUAUUGAACAUGAGGUCAUGACCAUACCAAAGCUGGACAGCAACCGCGAAGAAGGGAAACUGCUUUCUACUAAAGAUGUUCUGAGCGCUAAAAGGCUGGAGCGCUCAAGCUUUAAGCUUCUAAUGAUCAUCGGAGUGGCAGGGUCAGGGAAGUCCAUGGCGGUCAGAAGGUUGGUCCUCGACUGGAUGGAAGAGCGGUCCCACCAACAUGUGGCUUUCUUGUUUCCCUUGCUGUUAAGAGAUCUCAAACAGUUUGAGGGUUCAAAGAUCUCCCUGUUGCAAAUAUUGAACACACUGUACCCCGCAACAAAGAAGCUAAGGGAAGAGGAUUUUACAUCAGAGGAUUGCAAAAUAAUGUUUAUCUUUGACGGUCUUGAUGAGUACAAUGGUAAACUUGACUUUCAUAACACUGACAUUCUCAGUGAACACACCGAUGUCACCACACUGAACGUAAUCGUGGUCAACCUCCUCAGAGGGAGGCUGCUGUACCGCGGCUUAUUCGUGAUCACCUCUCGGUCGCAGGUACAGCGCUACAUUCCUUGGGACACGCCUUACGAUGAGAUCGACGUGUGUGGUUUCCGUGACUCUGAAAGGGAAGUGUACUUCAACAAGAGAUUUCGGGACCCAGAUCAGGCAGCUCAAGUUAUCGCGUACAUAAACUCUUGCAAAACCCUCCGCAUCAUGUGCCACCUCCCCUUGUUCUGCUCUCUGGUGGCUGAUGAGCACGAGCGCAUAUUUAGGCAGCCGGGGGCACAGGCAGAGCUGCCCAGGGGCCUCACCAACAUUUACACAAAGCUGAUGCUCACACUCAUACGCCAACAACGCAUAUUUCGAGCUCCAGAUCAUAGCCCAGAUAAAGAGAGAGAAUUCCUCACGAAACUUGGAAAACUGGCCUAUAACAUGCUGGAAAAGAACCAGUUUAAGAUCACCAAGACAGACUGGAAGGAGACUGGACUCAGCGCUGAGGAGGCUGUGAUCAACAGCGGCCUGUGCAUACAAUACAUCACAAAGCCAUUUGUCUUAUUUCAGGAGAAGGUCAUCAGCUUCAUCCACCCCACCAUGCAGGAGUACAUGGCUGCCCUGUAUGUGUUUCUCUCCUUUAGAAACCAGGGCAAGAACAUUUUUGAGCAGCACCUGAAACAGAAGGUCCGGGGGAUCCUAAAGGGACACAAGUCAAUCGAACUGUACAAGAACGCUGUGGACAGAAGCCUGCUGUGCGAGGACGGCAAACUAGACAUUUUCCUGCGUUUCUUGUUUGGCAUGAGUGUCAAGACCAAUCGGGAACUUCUCAAACCGUUCUGCACGUCUUCUUUCAAGUGGUCAGCGUACACUGAAGAUGCCGCUGCGCUCAUCAGGAAGAAGAUGAGUGAAAACCAGAAUCCUGCGAGAAAUAGCAACUUGCAGCGUUGCCUGGAAGAGCUGGGCGUGUGAGCGUCAGAGGCGGCAGGAAGCGGAUGUAACGCUGAUCACUGUGCAAAAUCAUUUUGAUUCGAAAGAAGUGUCAAGACUUCCACUACCAGUAGGAGGAAAUCUGUUUAGGACAUGCUUCUGUCCUGAUGAUGAAACACAUUUCUAUUCCUAGAACACACGGAGCACUAAUGGAGCCAAACUUAACCACGUCUGAAGUUACACUCAUGUGCCAAUGAUGUGGUGAAUCUCUCUGAGAAAUGGAGAUGGUGUGAUUUAAUACGUGGUGAUACUGAUUUACAAAAACUGACAGACUAUUACUUGUCUUGUUUUUAUAUGUUGCGUAUGCAAUCAAAACGUGUUUUCAUAUACAUUCAUUAUUGCCACUGCUGCCAGUUGGCCCUCUGUUGUGUGUCAGAAUGUUUCAGCCUUAAAAUGCCUUCACAUGACUUUAGCUGCACUAAUAACACAGUAUCAUGAGUGAUAUUAUCGCCUUGGGCUAAGAUAAUAAAUUAUUUUGUUUGUAACUUGUUGA